AUGAAGUUCCGCCGGUCGAUGAAAGGGGAGAAGGACGUACACCGUCCGCACCACAUCUCCAUCCCGGCCAAGGAUGCGAUAGCCAUAGUGCCGCCUAAGAAGGUCAUAAAAGCACUUUACGAUUACAGGUCCACCAACCCGGACCAGCUCAGCUUUUCCCAGGGCGACUUCCUGCACGUCGUUAACCGCGAGAACGAUCCUGACUGGUACGAAGCUUGCAACCCGCUGCACGGCUCUCGCGGACUUGUUCCCGUCUCGUACUUCGAGGGCGUCGGAAAGACAGUGCGCGACAGCGCCGGCUCAGCACCUCGACAGUCCGCGCACACCCAGCCGCACGACUCUGGCUACCAGGAGCCCCUCAGAGGGAUAGGUAGCCCCAACCCACCGAACACGGCCGGCAUGAUACAGAAUAUGAUGGGCCACCAGUCGCGCAUGUCCCAGUCAGGGAAGACGGGGGCUAUGGUCUACGGCAUUGUGAUCUACGAUUUCAAGGCAGAGAGACCAGACGAGCUGGACGCGAAGGAGGGCGAGGCCAUUAUCGUCAUCGCACAGUCGAACCCAGAGUGGUUUGUCGCGAAGCCUAUAACUCGACUCGGCGGACCAGGCCUUAUCCCAGUGUCCUUCAUCGAGAUCCGCGACAUGACCACAGGGCAAGCCGUGCCAGACGCCCAGCAGGCGGUGGCAGCAGCAGGCGUCCCAAAGGUCGAGGAAUGGAAAAAGAUGGCAGCAGACUACAAGAACGGCAGUAUACCGCUCGGCAAGCUGCAGGACAACACACAGCAGUCGCUACAAGCUGGCAUGGAGCGCAUGAGUCUCGGUGGACGAAGCCAGACACAGGGCAGGAACGGCUCCGUAUCUCACUCACGUUCUGGAUCUUUUGCGAUGCAAGGAGGUCAAAGCCAGCACUUUGCCCCUGUCAAAGCAUGUGUACCACGAUACUGCUUCGCCGACGACAUAUUCUGGUUUAUCAUCGAGUGCCAGAUGGAAGAUGGCAGACACUGGGAGCUCCAGCGCCUGUACCAGGACUUCUACGACCUCCAAAUCCAGCUUAUUGCUACCUACCCCGUAGAAGCUGGCACCAGUGGUCAAGGGGAGCGCACAUUACCGUUCAUGCCUGGGCCUGUUACCUACGUCACCGACAACAUCUCGAACGGCCGCCGCGCGAAUCUGGAUGAGUACAUUAAGAACCUGCUCAAGCUGGGUUCGCACAUCACACAUGGUCAACUUGUGAAGGGCUUCUUUACGCCGCGACAGGGUGACUAUGAGAUCGACCCAGAAAUUAUCGCCCAGGAGAACUACAGGUUAUCUCAGCAGUCUGGACAGUCGUCAAACCACUCCCAUGGAGGUUCCACGAGCAGACAGUCGUCUGCCGAUCAGCUGCAGGCUACGACGCCAGUCACUCCUUACUCGACAGGAUCGUACGGCGUUCACCAGCGAGGUCAGUCAUCAGCCUCACAAGUAUACUCAUCGUCGCUCAACCCGCCGCCGAUGAAUAACCAGCAUUCCUCCACCUCCACGAACACCGGUACAUCAUCAGCACUCAAGAUCAAGGUCUGGUUCGAAGAGGACAACUGUGUCGUCAUUCGCAUGCCAAUCUCGCUUCGCUUCACCGACCUGUACAACAAGCUGAGAGAACGAAGACGACUCGAGAGGCCUAAUGAGCCCGACGAAGAUCUGAUCGUGGAAUACCGAGACGAAAUGGAGGGAACAUUUUUCCCCAUUGAGAAUGACGAAGACCUGCAGAUUGCGGUCGAAAGGAAUCCAAAGCUCACUCUCAGCGUAACAACGGCGAGAUGA
Messenger RNA from Didymella exigua CBS 183.55, 1797 nucleotides. RefSeq names its product scaffold protein Scd2. Gene Ontology annotation, molecular function: phosphatidylinositol binding; protein binding. The record is from RefSeq and is a predicted model, not a curated record. Lineage: Eukaryota; Fungi; Ascomycota; Dothideomycetes; Pleosporales; Didymellaceae. Gene Ontology annotation, cellular component: mating projection tip. The transcript has 4 exons. Gene Ontology annotation, biological process: conjugation with cellular fusion. The coding region runs from base 1 to 1797 and encodes 598 amino acids.